Molecule: messenger RNA, 1105 nt
Organism: Vollenhovia emeryi
Lineage: Eukaryota; Metazoa; Arthropoda; Insecta; Hymenoptera; Formicidae
Product: basic salivary proline-rich protein 2-like
Exons: 1
Coding region: 1-984 (327 amino acids)
Source: RefSeq, a predicted model, not a curated record
AUGAAUCUGCAGACUUUAUUACCACUACCUCAAGGUAUUCCCAAUGGUCCUCAGCAUGGUAUGAUGAACCCACAAGGGCUUCCAAGUGGUCCGGGUGGUGCAGCUGGUCCCGGAGGGGAAAUGCCGCCAAACACACAGCCAACAAUGCCAAUGUCGACGUUCAAUCAAGGCCAACCAAUGGCGCAAGGUUAUCGCGGACCUGUGAUGCCCGGCCAAGGACCUGCAAUAAAUAGGCCUCCAACCGCACCAGGUCCGCGGCAGUAUAGAGGUCCACAGGGCUAUCCCCAGCAACCUUCUCAGCAAGGUUAUCCUGCUCAAUACGCUGGUCAGAGCCCUGGCUCGAACUAUCAAGGUCCACAAGGAUCUGCAUACACUCCCGGUCAACCGAAUCAGUACGGACCGCCGAACGCUUCUCAGCAGCAAGGAUACACCGCAGCGACACAGCCAAAUUAUGGUCGUCCGACUACGGUGAACAGUUAUGGUCCACAACCAGGUGGUUAUCCGCCACCGGGCACGGCUCAGCCGCCUUCCGGAUACGGACCGCCGCCGCCAAAUCAGCAAGGCUAUCCGCCAUCAAACGCUUCGCAGCAGAACUUCUCAUCAGCUCCGCAGACGCAACAGCAACCGUCUCAGAGUCCAGCUCCGAGUGGAUUCCAGCCGCCGUCAGGUCCGCCGCAAGGUCCCGCUCCACCGCCAGGCCCUCAGCAACAACCUGCCUACGGACCCACUACGACGCAAACAUACGUGCCACCGACUCCAGGAGGACAACCACAGAUUUACAGUCCUCAUCCACCGCAAGGGGGACAACACUAUGGACAUCCUCAGUAUCCUCCUCAAAGUUACCCUCCACCGCCGGCAGGGCAAGGAUAUCCACAGUACCCGCCACGACCACCUGGUGGACACAUGCCUCCUCCACCUGGACCACAAGGCCCACCUCCGCCUAAUCAAUAUGGAGGUUACGGUUAUCAGCCACCCACACAAUAAAAAUACAUGAAUAACUCCCAAAUUUACAUAAAGUUUAGAUUAAUAUAAAUAUCGAGAAUUUUUGUUUGUUUUCAAUCGCUUUACUAUGUGAGUACGUUCAUAUACUUUCAUAAUGUACAUU